Molecule: messenger RNA, 1107 nt
Organism: Arvicola amphibius (Eurasian water vole)
Lineage: Eukaryota; Metazoa; Chordata; Mammalia; Rodentia; Cricetidae
Gene: Oprl1
Product: opioid related nociceptin receptor 1
Exons: 3
Coding region: 1-1107 (368 amino acids)
Biological process (GO): neuropeptide signaling pathway; sensory perception of pain
Cellular component (GO): neuron projection; membrane
Molecular function (GO): neuropeptide binding; nociceptin receptor activity
Source: RefSeq, a predicted model, not a curated record
AUGGAGUCCCUCUUCCCUGCCCCAUUCUGGGAGGUCUUGUAUGGCAGCCACUUUCAAGGCAACCUGUCUCUCCUAAAUGAGACUGUACCCCACCACCUGCUGCUCAAUUCUAGCCACAGCACCUUCCUGCCCCUUGGACUCAAGGUCACCAUCGUGGGGCUCUACUUGGCUGUGUGCAUCGGGGGGCUGCUGGGGAACUGCCUCGUCAUGUAUGUCAUCCUCAGGCAUACCAAGAUGAAGACAGCUACCAACAUUUAUAUAUUUAAUCUGGCACUGGCUGAUACCCUGGUCUUGCUGACACUGCCCUUCCAGGGCACAGAUAUCCUACUGGGCUUCUGGCCAUUUGGGAAUGUACUAUGCAAGACUGUCAUUGCUAUUGAUUACUACAACAUGUUCACUAGCACUUUCACCCUGACUGCCAUGAGUGUAGACCGCUACGUGGCCAUCUGCCACCCAAUUCGUGCUCUUGAUGUUCGGACGUCCAGCAAAGCCCAGGCUGUUAAUGUGGCCAUUUGGGCCCUGGCCUCAGUGGUUGGUGUUCCUGUUGCCGUCAUGGGCUCAGCACAAGUGGAGGAUGAAGAGAUCGAAUGCUUGGUGGAGAUCCCUGCCCCUCAGGACUACUGGGGCCCUGUGUUUGCCAUCUGCAUCUUCCUUUUCUCCUUCAUCAUCCCUGUGCUGAUCAUCUCUGUCUGCUACAGCCUCAUGAUUCGGCGACUCCGGGGUGUCCGUCUGCUUUCAGGCUCCCGAGAGAAGGACCGGAACCUGCGUCGUAUCACACGGCUGGUGCUGGUGGUGGUGGCUGUGUUUGUGGGCUGCUGGACACCUGUGCAAGUCUUUGUGCUGGUACAAGGACUGGGUGUUCAGCCAGGCAGUGAGACUGCAGUAGCCAUUCUGCGCUUCUGCACAGCCCUGGGCUAUGUCAACAGCUGUCUCAACCCCAUUCUCUAUGCUUUCCUGGAUGAGAACUUCAAGGCUUGCUUUAGAAAGUUCUGUUGUGCUUCAGCCUUGCACCACCGGGAGAUGCAGGUUUCUGAUCGUGUGCGCAGCAUUGCCAAAGAUGUGGGCCUUGCUUGCAAGACUUCUGAGACAGUACCACGGCCGGCAUGA